AGAUACACCAACCUUGAAUCCAAGUUGAGGUUACUUGUUGUUGUUGUUGCCGCUGCUGCUACUGUUGUUGUGGUCCUCGGUCAUAGGUGGAGGGUAGAUGGGUGCCGCGGAAGAAGGAGCAUUGUUGUUGUUGUUGUUGACAUUGCCUUCUUCUCGCGACAUGACAAGAGCCGCGCGGGGGUCCGCCUUCCACUUCCUCAAGGGUCUCUACAACGCUCCCAAGGGCCACCGCCUCCUCGCCGCCUCCCAGGCCCUCCGCCUCAACGCCCCCCGCGUCUGCGGCAGCUUCGCCGUCUGGGGCGGCCUCUUCUCCACCUUCGACUGCACCAUGGUCUACCUCCGCCAGAAGGAGGACCCCUGGAACUCCGGCGCCGGCGGCUUCCUCUCCAUGCGCCAGGGCCUCCCCGCCUCCACCCGCUCCGCCGCGUUCGGCGGCGUUCUUCUCGCCCUCAUCGAGGGCGCCGGCAUCAUGCUCAACAAGUUCCUCAGCGCCCAGCAGCCCAUGCCCAUCAUCAUCGACGAGCCUUUACCCCCCAGCGGGAUGCCCGCUCCUCUGACUCCGCCAUCUGACUCCGCUGUGCCGUCGUGGCUCGGCGGCUGGUUCGGCGGCGAGAAGAAGGACGAGCCUGUGGGUGCUGGAGGAAAGAGGUUUAGGUAG
Molecule: messenger RNA, 658 nt
Organism: Cajanus cajan (pigeon pea)
Lineage: Eukaryota; Viridiplantae; Streptophyta; Magnoliopsida; Fabales; Fabaceae
Product: mitochondrial import inner membrane translocase subunit TIM17-2
Biological process (GO): protein import into mitochondrial matrix
Cellular component (GO): TIM23 mitochondrial import inner membrane translocase complex
Molecular function (GO): transmembrane protein transporter activity
Source: RefSeq, a predicted model, not a curated record